AUAACGAUUCUAGUUAGCGGAGGCAAACGGUGAAUUCCAUCCGAGAUCUAAGAGAAGAAGAUUCCUACGAUGACUCGACAAAUUUUAAUUCUAUUCUGCUGCAUUUGCUGCUUGUGUCUCGUUGCAGAUGCCAUAGACUGUAGGAAGUUUGUGUUUGCCCCACUAUGCAGAGGUGUCAGCGCUAAAAGGUCUUCGUCAAAAAUUAACAAAGACGAGUUGAAAGAUUUGAGUGAUAUGGACGCUUCCAUGGACUGGCCUCCAUCAGCUCAAGAAGAAAGUCGCAGAAAUAGGAUGCGAUCGAACCAACUUCUACAAGAAAUUCUGGAGAAAGUCCAUGAUUACAACAAUGCAAGAGACGAAGACAACUAAAAGAUGAAACGAAAGACGAACUUUUAAAUCUAAAUUCAAAUGUUUUGUUUAUGUGUAAAACUUAAAGUUUUCUUUUAGAAGUUUUCCAUUUAACAUUAUUCAUCCAUUAUAUCUCUUGUGCAUUUGGUUCUUAAAAAGUAUGGGUUUUUAGUUGGUAGGACUGGUAGAACUUUUUUUGGAUACGAAAAUGGAUAAUAAAAUAUUUUUUU
Uloborus diversus is the source of this 578-nucleotide messenger RNA. RefSeq names its product elevenin-Vc1-like. Bases 70 to 369 code for a protein of 99 amino acids. The record is from RefSeq and is a predicted model, not a curated record. NCBI's taxonomy places the organism in Eukaryota, Metazoa, Arthropoda, Arachnida, Araneae, Uloboridae. The transcript has 5 exons.